This is a messenger RNA of Capsicum annuum, 1175 nucleotides long. Its product is annotated as rac-like GTP-binding protein RHO1. Gene Ontology annotation, molecular function: protein kinase binding; GTP binding; GTPase activity. Lineage: Eukaryota; Viridiplantae; Streptophyta; Magnoliopsida; Solanales; Solanaceae. Gene Ontology annotation, cellular component: cell cortex; cell projection; plasma membrane. The coding region runs from base 295 to 888 and encodes 197 amino acids. The record is from RefSeq and is a predicted model, not a curated record. Gene Ontology annotation, biological process: establishment or maintenance of cell polarity; small GTPase-mediated signal transduction; cortical cytoskeleton organization. The transcript has 8 exons.
ACACAAGCACUAUCAUGUAUUGCGAGAAAAGUGUUGUGGUCUCACAAGCAAAUACAAAAACACUUCUCUUCUUCAUCCCUUUGUCUCACACACAAACAUACAUAGUUUUUUUUUUUCAGGCAACAACCUAUUCAACAGCAGUAUUUUCAGGCAACAAAAAAGAUGGGGUAUUGAAAGGAAGCAUUACAUUGUUUGUUUUAUUGAUCAGGUCUUCUAAAGAAGAUCUGAUAAGAAGUGGGUCAUUGUUAGUUUACCGUUUUAUCCCCCUACAACAACAAGAAGAAGAGGAGAAUUAUGAGUGCUUCCAGGUUUAUUAAGUGUGUUACAGUGGGUGAUGGUGCUGUUGGCAAGACUUGUUUAUUGAUUUCUUACACAAGCAAUACUUUCCCUACGGACUAUGUGCCCACCGUGUUCGACAAUUUCAGCGCAAAUGUGGUUGUCAAUGGAGCCACUGUCAACCUAGGGUUGUGGGAUACUGCUGGACAGGAGGACUACAAUAGGUUAAGACCCCUGAGUUACCGUGGGGCCGAUGUUUUCAUUUUGGCAUUCUCUCUCAUUAGUAAAGCCAGCUAUGAGAAUGUCUCCAAGAAGUGGAUUCCUGAGUUGAAGCACUAUGCUCCUGGUGUCCCAAUAGUUCUUGUUGGAACAAAACUUGAUCUUCGGGAUGACAAGCAAUUCUUCGUAGACCAUCCUGGUGCUGUGCCAAUUACUACUGCUCAGGGCGAGGAGCUAAGGAAAACAAUCGGUGCACCAUCUUACGUUGAAUGUAGUUCAAAAACACAGCAGAAUGUGAAAGCAGUCUUUGAUGCUGCCAUUAAGGUCGUCCUCCAGCCUCCCAAGACGAAGAAAAAGAAGGGGAAAUCUCAAAAGGCCUGCUCGAUAUUGUGAUCAACUGUAGUAGGACCAACCAACGAUAUGGCUCGUCACAAUUCCCGUUGUAACAUCCCCCCGUUAAUAUCCCUUUGUCUUCUUUCGUCUCGGAGGAAAGUAGGAGGUCUUCGUCUGUCUUAUUCGGAACUACUAACGAUCUCUCGAAAGUGUCAGGUGGCUUGGUUUUUAUGUAUAAUUGUUGUCAUUCACCUUGUAGGCCACUCUAGUGUGCCCUUUGUUUUGAUUUGGUUUUAUGUAUUAACAACUGAAUGAUCCCAGUUAGGAAAAACAAAUUCUUUUUGGAA